This is a messenger RNA of Asterias rubens (European starfish), 874 nucleotides long. RefSeq names its product calcium load-activated calcium channel-like. The transcript has 6 exons. Gene Ontology annotation, cellular component: endoplasmic reticulum; endoplasmic reticulum membrane; cytoplasm. Gene Ontology annotation, molecular function: calcium channel activity. The record is from RefSeq and is a predicted model, not a curated record. The coding region runs from base 98 to 649 and encodes 183 amino acids. Lineage: Eukaryota; Metazoa; Echinodermata; Asteroidea; Forcipulatida; Asteriidae. Gene Ontology annotation, biological process: endoplasmic reticulum calcium ion homeostasis.
CACUGGAAACUGCAAGAGCGUUCACAGCAGGAAUACCGGGACAAAAAGAAGUCAUAUUUUGCUGGUUUUGAGUAAUUUUACACCAAUCACUGCCAAGAUGUUCGCAGAUACAAUACUUAUCGUUUUUAUAUCUGUUUGUACGGCUCUUCUAUCUGAAGGAAUAACCUAUGCACUAGUUUACAGAACAGAGACGUACAAGAAACUGAAGGCUGAGGUGGAAAAACAGAGCAAGAAAUUGGAAAAAACAAAAGAACAGUUUGGCGAGAUCAGUGACAAAGGACAAAAGAAAAAACUAGAGCGCCAGGAAGAGAAGCUGAAAAAUGACAGUCGGGAUUUAUCGAUGGUGAAGAUGAAAUCGAUGGUGGUUAUUGCUUUUACAUUCACUUCACUGAUGGGAAUGUUUAACUCAAUAUUUGAUGGAAGGAAUGUCGCCAAGCUUCCAUUUGAACCCAUCUCUUGGCUACACGGUAUUUCACAUCGGAAUCUUCUGGGCAGCGACUUCACCGAUUGUUCAUUCAUCUUUCUAUACAUUCUAUGUACUAUGUCUAUUAGACAGAAUAUUCAGAAAUUGUUGGGUUUCGCUCCCUCAAGAGCGGCAGCUAAACAAUCUGGGGGAUUCUUUGGACAACAGAUGCAAGCCUCAAAGUAAAGAAGAGAGCCUGGCCAAUCAAUAACUUAGUCUAACUUUCUGUUUUUCUUUCUUGUUUAUCCCAUUAUAGUUUUGUUCGUUUUACACUUAAAUGUUUUGUCAGAAUCAAAAUCAGGCCUGUGGCUGUACAUGUUAAUACAAUCUCUGGCAUCUUGGGUCGAUUUCACUAAAAUAGUCUUAAAGGCACUUGACACUAUUGGUAAUUACUCAAAAUAAUUAUGAGCA